Molecule: messenger RNA, 4468 nt
Organism: Exserohilum turcica Et28A
Lineage: Eukaryota; Fungi; Ascomycota; Dothideomycetes; Pleosporales; Pleosporaceae
Exons: 5
Coding region: 1-4461 (1486 amino acids)
Biological process (GO): transmembrane transport
Cellular component (GO): membrane; fungal-type vacuole
Molecular function (GO): ATP hydrolysis activity; ABC-type peptide transporter activity; ATP binding
Source: RefSeq, a predicted model, not a curated record
AUGGCGACGCUGCAGACGCCAAUCUCACCAAAGUCUUCGUUUUCAGACAUCCCGCCAAUCUCACAGUGUCCUAGCAUAUGGGACGCAAAAGCUGCUAGGUUUACUCCAUGCGCUCUGCCCUAUGUCGCAACUGUACCAGUCAUUAUUGCAGCCCUGGUCUUACUGAGGUACUCCCUAAGAGUAACGAGUGAUUACUGGCCAAGAUGGACAAAACCAUUCAUGCAGGAGAAGAAAGAGAAGCUGGACGAGUUUGAAGCCCCUUCAACCCAACGACCAUGGAGCGCCACGAUUGGACUUUUAAUUACAGCUACCAUCGGUCUUACCUUCCAGACUAUCCAUGUAUUCAUUCCUCACCAUGAGUCAAUGGCUAUACUUCCGGCAAUUGCAUGGGCUAUUGCAGUUGCCAUUAUCAUGGUAGAGCGACCGAGGACAGCUUCUUUGUCGCUUUUGUGGCUCUUCUCUGGACUUUUACUGGAACAGCUGAUCAUGCUAUCUCACCAACAAACAAAAUUUCUAGCAAAAGAUCUUCUAUGGGCCAUUGCGCCCGUGGCAGCAUUAGUUGCAAUCAUCCUGGUGCUCAAUAUGCCGCUGCGAGACCCAAUGCUACCAAAAAAGGAUAUUAGUGCCGCCUUCGAUACCUCGACUGUUCAGCUGCGCACCCCCGAAGAUAACCUAACCCCCUGGCAGUACAUGACUGUAUCAUGGAUGGAGCCAUUGAUUAAAAAAGGCACAACACGCCAAAUGGAAGACGAGGAUAUCUGGGACCUUGGCUGGGAAUUCAAGCAUGCGCGUUUACACGAAGCAUUCAGAGCACUCCCCGGAUCGGUAACCAGGAGGAUUUUUGUAGCAAAUGGCGUAGAUCUGCUGCUCACGACAUUGAUAAACAUAGUACGCUUAGCAGCAACCCUCCUCGCGCCCGUUUUCCUCCAGCGUCUCCUUGCCUCAAUGAACAUUCAUAAUGACCGCGCAACCAUCACAUACGCGUCUAUCAUUCUUGUAUUGCGUUUGUCAUCCGCACAGCUCAAUGUCUUCAACCUGUGGUACCAAAGGCGCGCGUAUGAGAGAUGCAGAGGCGAACUGAUCACGAUGCUCUACGAGAAAACUCUGCACCGCAAGAUCCUGGGUGCCAAACAGCGGGCGACAAAAGAUCAAAUCAAUGGCGAAACUAACGGCCAGACGCAAGAUGCGGAAAACGGAGACACACAUCCUACCGAGGAAACAGCCAAGAAGACUCCACAGUCUCUGAAGGACAGUCUGCUUGACUCUUUUCGAUCAGUAUUCACGAAGAAACCCAAGACUACGGAAGAAGAGUCUGACCCCGCAUCAAUGGGCAAGAUUCUGAACUUGAUGCGCAAUGAUGCAUACGAAAUCGCGCAGCGCUUCUGGGAGUUUUCUGACAUCAUCACUAAGCCUGCUGGUGCGAUAUUUGCAGUCAUACUCAUAUGGCGUAUGCUGGGCUGGGCAUGUCUGCUAGGUGUACUAGCUCUGGGUGCAUCACAGCUCCUGAACAUUGUCAUUGCUCGGUUACAAGUUCACUUUGAGAAAAAGCGACGAGCGGCGACAGACGAGAAGCUUCAACGAACAAGUCAGUUUAUCGAGUCGAUUCGACACUUGCGAUGGUAUGGAUGGCAAAGCGCGUGGCUUGAUGAUAUUCUUGAGUCUCGCCAGAAAGAGUUGCAUUUACGCGUUGUCAACAUCUUCUUCACUACUUCGCUUGCUUUCAUCUUGCGAUUCGGCUCUGGACUCUUCCCGGCUGUGGCCUUUUACGCCUUCACGAAAAUGGCACACCAAGAUUUGCGUAUUGACCUCAUAUUCCCUGCUAUUGACCUGUUCAAUCUGUUGGAAAGCUACCUCCGAUCUCUGCCACAGUUAGUCACGACCUUGCUCAAUGCAUACGUCGCCAUGGGUCGCAUCGAACAGUUCAUGGCUGAACCCAACAAGGAGGAGAUUGGCUUGAUGCCCGAGGGAUCUGCUGAACUUAGCAUGCACCAAGCCUCCUUUGCUUGGCCGGGUAUGGAUCAAAACGUACUCUCUGACAUCACGCUAGCCUUUCCUCCUGGAUUAACAGUGGUUUAUGGAGAAGUUGCCGCAGGAAAAACAGCGCUAUUGCAGGCAUUGCUUGGCGAGCUAGACAUAACGGCCGGUGAACUCGUGCGCCCUGACCAAAUGGUUGCAUAUUGCGCGCAGACCCCUUGGCUGCAGAGCAUGAGUAUCCGAGACAACAUACUAUUCUCGCUUCCCUAUGAAGAGGCGCGUUACAAGCAAACACUGGAAGCGUGUGCGCUGUUGCCUGAUAUGGCAGAGCUGAAGCAUGGCGAUCUAUCAAACAUUGGCGAAAAUGGCAUUGGCCUAUCCGGUGGACAAAAGGCUCGCGUAGCGCUCGCUCGAGCAGUGUACAGCAGCGCAAAAGUCGUGCUUCUCGACGACCCCUUGUCGGCUCUUGAUCACCAGACGGCAGAGUUCAUCGUCGCAAAACUGCUGGCGGGGCCGUUACUGCAAGGUCGAACAACCAUACUCGUGACACAUCGAACGGAGCUUUGUCAUGGUCUUGCGAAGCAGUGGGUUCAGCUAGAACAGGGCCACGCAACGAUCCAUGAGCCCACACAAGCUGAGGAUGCCAACGCCCUGAAGCGGACGCGAACAAGCGAAACUGAGUCUGAGGAAGAUGCAAAGAAACGCGAAGAAGAGCAAAUAGCAGCCAUUCCAGACAAGUUCAUCGAGGACGAGCAUCGUGAGAAGGGCGGAGUCAAGUGGAGCGUGUACUGGCGGUACAUCAAAGCAGGAACACUGCGGUGGUGGUCUAUGGCGAUCUUUGUCAUGGCCGCUUUCCGUGUCCUCGACGUCGCUCAAACCUGGUUCAUGAAGUCUUGGGGCGAAAGCUACGAUAACGUAGAACACAACGGACUCUUCGGUUUCUUGCCACCGGCAACCGAGAAUGUCGACCCGUGGCUCUGGACAUUCUUCCUCUUCGUGUCUGGAACCGCCAUACUAUUUUGGUGGACGCACCUGAUCAUGUUCGGAACUGGUUACCACGCGGCAAAAACUAUCUUCAAGAACACGAUAGAGCGCGUUGCUAGUGCGACAUUCCGAUUUUACGACGUCACGCCAGUGGGAAGACUGAUGAACCGAUUGACAAGCGACAUGAAUACGAUUGACGGAGAUCUGAGCAGCGCUUUUAUCAUAUUUGCCUGGCAGAUUAUUGGCUGGAUAAGCUGUAUUAUCAUCUUCCUGUCGUCUACGCCGGGAUUCAUAGCGUUUGGUGUAGUACUCUGCUGCGGAUUUGUGUAUUACUUUUUCCGCUUCCUGCCCACAUCACAAACUCUGAGGCGUCUUGAGAUGGUUUCGCUUUCUCCUUUGAUGAGCAAUUUCGGUGCUCUUGUCGAAGGACUAACGACGGUGCGAGCGUUCAAGGCACAACAGCGUUUCCAGGCUCGCGUCAUUGAGGUCGUAGACAACUUCCAGAAGAACGAUCAUUUCUACUGGUCUUUGCAAGCGUGGCUAGCCCUGCGCUUUAGCAUCAUGUCGGGCAGCUCGGCGCUCAUCAUGACGCUCAUUGCUGUAUACACGGGCAUCAGCCCUGGACUCACGGCCUUUGUGCUCAUUACAGCAGGCAAGUUCGUCCUUCACACGGAAUGGAUAUGCAGGAUCUACGGAACCCUGGAAAUGGACUUUACCAGUGUCGAGCGCGUGGUCGAGCUCUUGGACGUGGAGACGGAAGCGCCUGGUGUUGUGGAGCCGCCUGCACACUGGCCCACGUACAGCGGUGAUAUCGAGUUUGACGAUGUGACGAUUCGCUAUGCAGAGAACCUUGAGCCAGCACUGCAAAACAUCACACUCAAGAUUCCAGCAGGGUCAAACACGGCCGUCAUUGGGCGCACAGGCUCAGGGAAAUCAACGCUGGCUCUCAGUCUCCUCGCUACAAUUGCUGCUGAGAAUGGCAGGAUCCUCAUAGACGGCAUCGACAUUUCGACGGUCAAGAAGCAGGCCCUCCGCAGCCGCGUCACGUUUCUCGCGCAAGAACCAGUUCUUUUCCCCGGGACCAUGCGCAAGAACCUUGACCCCUUGUCAGAGUACUCCGACGCCGCUUGUCUCGCAGUGCUACAGAAGAUUGGAGGGGAGCAGUACUCAUGGAGCCUGUCGACUAUGAUUGAGGGAGGCGGCAAAGGGCUUUCCCAGGGUCAGCGGCAGCUGGUAGGGCUAGCAAGGGCUAUGCUGAGGAGGUCUCCGAUUCUGAUCAUGGACGAGGCUACAGCCAGCAUUGACUUUGAGACUGCGCAGCGGAUCCAGAGCGUCCUGAGGGAAGAGAUGAGCAGCAGCACCGUGAUCACGAUUGCACACCGGCUCGAGGCGGUCAAGGCGGCGGAUUACUGUGUGGUGCUUGGCAAGGGCAGGCUGGUCAAGGCUGGCAGAGCCGAGGAUAUGCUGAGGGAGGGAAGUGAGUUCCAGGCGAUGCUCGCAUAGACGGUUG